AGACGCACAUGACGUGACGAUGACGCUGCGCAGCUGAACCCGGAAGAGAGAGAGAGAGAAUCUCGAGCGGAGACACACAUAAACAAACACAGCGAGCGGAAAACAGCGAAUAAACCAUCAAUCUUUAAGAAACCCCGGUCGACAUUAUCAUGGACGACACUCUCUUCCAGCUAAAGUUCACGUCCAAGCAGCUGGAGCGACUGGCUAAGAAGGCGGAGAAAGACUCCAAAUCAGAGCAGGCUAAAGUCAAGAAGGCUCUCCAGCAGAAGAAUGUGGAGUGUGCGCGGGUUUACGCCGAGAACGCCAUCCGCAAGAAGAACGAGGGCCUGAACUGGCUGCGUAUGGCGUCCCGCGUCGACGCCGUGGCCUCGAAGGUCCAGACGGCCGUCACUAUGAAGGGGGUGGCGAAGAACAUGACGCAGGUGACCAAAGCUCUGGAUAAGGCUCUCAGCUCCAUGGACCUGCAGAAGGUGUCGGCCGUCAUGGACAAGUUUGAGACGCAGGUUCAGAAUCUGGACGUCCACACCUCGGUGAUGGAGGACUCCAUGAGCUCGGCCACCACGCUGACCACGCCGCAGGAGCAGGUGGAUGACCUCAUCCUGCAGAUCGCCGAGGAGAGCGGCCUGGAGGUGGAGGAUCAGCUCAGCCAGCUGCCGGCGGGAGCCUCUUCGCUGGGAGAGACGUCAGCGCGAGUGCAGGACAAAGAGGACCAGCUGUCCAGACGGUUGGCGGCUUUACGUAACUGACGGCGUUCAGAGAUCUGCUCGGAGGACUUUAUCAGAAGGCUGAUUUUUAUAACCCAGUCGUUUAUGAUGAACACAAGCACUUCAUUUCUCUGUCUCUCCUUCAUCAAACGAGUACGAGUCAUCUUUCCCUGUUUUUUUUCUGGACAAGUGAAAUCAGGAACCCUGUUUCCGCACACCGCUGUCCGUCGGGGAACUGCUGGGUCUCGCUCCUCCUCUUUACUGUUGAUUUAGGUUUGCGUAUUUAUUUAAACCUGAUCUGCUCAUAAGAUUAUUGCUCAUAACGUGUCAUGUUAUUUUCUCAUGCCUUACGUGCAGUAGGUGCUUCUUGCGUUCAGUGCCUCUGUCAAACUACAGGAGUGUGUGAGUCCAGCCCAAACACACACACACACACACACACUCCCUAUUGUAAUGGAAAUCCUGGCGGUGUGUUUCCUCUGGAGUUAGUUGGGUUUCUCCUGUGCGUUCAUAAUGUAAAUAAAUAAAGUCAUUCUAACAUCAGUGCUGAAGUGGAUCUUAUUUGGCAUGUUCCAGUGCCACCGUUAAAUAUCAUCCGACAAAUCAUGAUGAGAUUCCCUCGGUCUGAUCCUGAAGGAAUCCGGCACGACACAAACACUCCUGACAGCCUGAUUUAGGGAAUGGGAAAGAUAUGAAUUGAGAUGACAUGUAGAGUUUUAUUUGGGAUAUGGGUGUUGUAGUUAAUCAUGCGGUGAAUCUGUCAGAUGAUGGUUUUCCCGCUCACAUAUAUGCUUUAUUACCGUUACUGUAGGUUUCACUGAAUGCAAAUAAACUUUCUGAUCUUUCUUCUCUGAA
This is a messenger RNA of Megalobrama amblycephala (Wuchang bream), 1556 nucleotides long. It is a transcript of the gene chmp1a, whose product is annotated as charged multivesicular body protein 1A. NCBI's taxonomy places the organism in Eukaryota, Metazoa, Chordata, Actinopteri, Cypriniformes, Xenocyprididae. The record is from RefSeq and is a predicted model, not a curated record. The coding region runs from base 150 to 746 and encodes 198 amino acids. Gene Ontology annotation, biological process: endosome transport via multivesicular body sorting pathway; late endosome to vacuole transport; protein transport. The transcript is spliced from 7 exons. Gene Ontology annotation, cellular component: multivesicular body; ESCRT III complex.